This is a messenger RNA of Anguilla anguilla (European eel), 1710 nucleotides long. RefSeq names its product thromboxane A2 receptor-like. The coding region runs from base 431 to 1516 and encodes 361 amino acids. NCBI's taxonomy places the organism in Eukaryota, Metazoa, Chordata, Actinopteri, Anguilliformes, Anguillidae. The transcript has 5 exons. Gene Ontology annotation, biological process: inflammatory response; positive regulation of vasoconstriction; positive regulation of cytosolic calcium ion concentration. Gene Ontology annotation, molecular function: thromboxane A2 receptor activity. The record is from RefSeq and is a predicted model, not a curated record. Gene Ontology annotation, cellular component: plasma membrane.
CAUUCAGACCCUGAAAAAAGGCUGAGCGCUUGCAACAGUUGCCUUCAUCUCAUUUGUAACUUUUUAUCCCAUUGGGUCAGUGGAGGAAAUGCUCGAAGCAACAGCUGGAUGACAUAUUUACAUUUUAGAGGAACGCAUCUGCAGCGGCAGUUGCUUUGGAGGAACCAGACCAAAUUGCUUUCACUCAAAUGGAGCUAAAGACAGAGACUCACUGUAUAAGUUAUCCUCUGGAAGAAGUUCCAGUGCGAUUUACGAAUGAAUUUGAUAUAAUUUCUAAACUUACACGAAGAGACUGGAGUUCAAGGAGUCCUGUGGAUGCGGCCGUGUAAUCUGUAUUACUGAUGUGACCUCAAGGUGGAGAAUGGCACAUGACUGAUUGGAGCUGAUUCUUAAUUCUCCUGAUGAUUUAAAAAAUACAUCUUCUAUCACCAUGGCUUCUACAAAAAAUGAGACUCCGGUAUGCUUCUCCAUAAACAGCCCCCCCUUCAACUACAACCACACCAUUGCCUCCGCCUACUACUCUGCUGUAUUCACUGGACUGGGCCUCAGCUCCAACCUGUUUGCCUUCGUAGUUCUGGUCAAGGCCUUCCAGAGGUCCCAGAGUCCCUCAUGUUCAUCCUUCCUCAUCUUCUUGUCGAGCUUGGUGGUGACUGACUUCAUGGGGCUACUUGUGACGGGAUCGAUUGUAGUCUCUUUCCACACAACACGCUUCAAUUGGCGUGAGCUGGAUCCUUGGUGCCACUUCUGCAACUUCAUGGGCAUGUCCAUGGUCUUCUAUGGCUUGAGCCCACUUCUCCUGGGAGCUGUCAUGGCUGCGGAACGUUUUGUGGGCAUCCACAGGCCCUUCGCCCGCUACGCUAACAUGUCAAAGAGCAGGGCCUUGUCCACAGUGCUGGCAGUGUGGGUUUUUGCCGGCUGCGUCAGCCUGCUGCCUCUGGCAGGGCUAGGCAGCUACCACUUGCAGCUGCCUGGGUCUUGGUGCUUCAUCAACAUCAGCUCCCAGCCUCUGGACAUGACCUUCUGCUUGGUCUUCUGCCUGGUUGGGCUGCUUUCGCUUGCCGUGUCCUUCCUGUUGAACACAGUGAGUGUGGUGACCCUGCUGCGGAUAUGCUGUGGCCAGGGAGAAAUGCAGCGGCAGCGGGACCAGGAAUUGGAGAUGAUGGGGCAGCUUGUCUGGAUCAUGAUCAUCACCUCUAUUUGCUGGUGCCCUCUGCUGGUGUUUAUUGGGCAGACCGUGCUAUCAGGGAGCCAUCUCAAGAUAGGCAGCCUGCUGCUGUGGCUUCGCUUUGCCACCUGUAACCAGAUCCUGGACCCCUGGGUCUACAUCCUGUUCCGCUGUUCCAUCUUCAAGCGCAUUCUCCCAGCAGGGAAAGACAGGCCCCAUGUAUCCAGGAUAAGCCUGUACCGAACCAGCACCACCUCCCAGAGGAGACUUGUGCAGCCCUUGACUGGAGUGGAGGUGGCCUGUGGGGAAGUUCCAUUUGUGAAGGACCUUUCCAUUCCCAAAGCCUCCUGAUUUCUCCUGUCAUAUCCAAGCUCUGGUUUACAUUUUUUUGCUAAUAUUGUAAUUAUUUAUGUUAUUCAUUUGAUGUUGGUUAAUGCCAAGCAGUACAAUGACAGUUCUCUCAUUUUAGUUUGAAAUAUUAGCAUGCAUGCAUGAGUUUUGUAAUCAUUCAGCUGUCCAGACAGUUAGGAAUCUGUGACUCACUC